ACCAGUUAACUCCUCCUCCUCUGGAUACAUUUUCCGCUUACUCGUUUGUGUCCAACCCGCUAAACGGACAUCUACGUUGCACUUUUAGUUUGUUUUCCAUCUUACUUGGUCAUGAAUGAACCAGCUCUGAUGCCAGUAUGAAGACAGUUACGCUCGUGUAUUGUAAUUGGUAUCAAAAUGUUGUGAGUUUAUUCUAGCAAACAGCCUUACUCUGUCAGACGCGCGCCAGUCUGCUUUUACGCACAAAGAUGAGUUCGGAGAAGCCAAACUUUCUCUCACAGCCUGUGGUGAAGAACAUCUUCAUGUACCGGAACGGUGAUCCAUACUAUGAGGCUCGCCGGAUAGUGAUAAACGAAAAAAGGGUGUGUAACUUUGAGACUUUGCUACGAGAAGUGACCGGCGGGGUCCAAGCUCCGUUUGGAGCGGUGAGGAACAUCUACACACCGAGAGGGGGUCACAAAGUGGACUCAUUGGAGAGGCUGCAGAGCGGGGAGCAAUAUGUGGCUGCUGGGAAGGAAAGAUUCAAAAAGCUGGAUUAUUUACAGAUUGGCUCCAGAAAGAAGAGGAUGAUGCAGACUUCAAUGCAGGCCAGGCCUGUUCCACAGAAUAGAAUCAUUGUGUCGGCUCGGUUCCUGAAACCCAUCAAGGAACCAUGCACGAUAUUCGUGGUAGCAAAUGGUGAUACCCUGAACCCUGCAAUAAGGCUCCUGAUCCACCAGAAGAUGCUGGGACAGUUUGAGAGAAUACUAGAAAUGAUCACAGAGAAGAUGGGUUUGAGAGUUCUGGGAGGUGUGCGAAGUCUCUACACCUAUGAAGGCCAGCAGGUGACUGAAGGGAAUCUUUUGGAGAGUGGUCAGCUUUAUGUGGCUGUGGGAAGAGAAAGAUUCAAGAAGCUUCCUUAUACUGACCUUCUCUUCACCAGGCCCAGAGGAACCCGCAGGGUCACAGGAAUGAAGGCCUAUUCCUUACCACCACUCUACGGAUACGCAAAGCGAAGUGAAAAUAAUAAGUCCACAGCACAGUGCAGUGAUAGCAGAGAUGGAGACUCCAAAGACUCUCCUCCAAACCACAGUGGCAACAGCAAGGAAAACCUGUCUUCAAUUGUAAGAGAGAUCUCUCAAGCCAGACUCCUCACCUUCAGAAAGAGGAAGAGUGGCCAAACCUUCUUGCAUGGAACAUCUGAUAAUGAUGAUCCGGUAUCAAAGCCAGAUGAUGGAAACACAAAUGGCGAAAGCCCUCAAGAACAGAAAGCUGAAGAGAAACCCGAUGCUAACGCCGAUCUAAAAGCUACAGAGAAGGAUGAGGAGGCUGAUCAGAAAGAGGAAUCUGCAUCUAAAAACACCACAGAGGAAGAUGCAACCACUAACAAAGAAGACAGCCCUCAAGAACAGAAAUCUGAAGAGAAACCCGAUGCUAACGCCGAUCUAAAAGCUACAGAGAAGGAUGAGGAGGCUGAUCAGAAAGAGGAAUCUGCAUCUAAAAGCACCACAGAGGAAGAUGCAACCACUAACAAAGAAGACAGCCCUCAAGAACAGAAAUCUGAAGAGAAACCCGAUUCUAACGCCGAUCUAAAAGCUACAGAGAAGGAUGAGGAGGCUGAUCAGAAAGAGGAAUCUGCAUCUAAAAGCACCACAGAGGAAGAUGCAACCACUAACAAAGAAGACAGCCCUCAAGAACAGAAAUCUGAAGAGAAACCCGAUGCUGACGCCGAUCUAAAAGCUACAGAGAAGGAUGAGGAGGCUGAUCAGAAAGAGGAAUCUGCAUCUAAAAGCACCACAGAGGAAGAUGCAACCACUAACAAAGAAGACAGCCCUCAAGAACAGAAAUCUGAAGAGAAACCCGAUGCUAACGCCGAUCUAAAAGCUACAGAGAAGGAUGAGGAGGCUGAUCAGAAAGAGGAAUCUGCAUCUAAAAGCACCACAGAGGAAGAUGCAACCACUAACAAAGAAGACAGCCCUCAAGAACAGAAAUCUGAAGAGAAACCCGAUGCUAACGCCGAUCUAAAAGCUACAGUGAAGGAUGAGGAGGCUGAUCAGAAAGAGGAAUCUGCAUCUAAAAACACCACAGAGGAAGAUGCAACCACUAACAAAGAAGACAAGGAGGAAGACCAAAAGAUAAACAGUGAAAAAGAAGAAGAAAAUAAAGAAGCUGAUGAGCAAAAUGAUGAAAAAAUAGAAGAAGCAGUGACAAAGGAGGAAAAAGUGAAGGAAGUUAAAGAGGAUGUGAAGGAGGACGUAAUGGAGGAAAGUAAGAAUGAGGUUAAGAGUGAGACACAGGGAAACAACAGUGCUAACAGUGAUAAGACUCAGGACAAUGAAGAGAAAGGGGAUGGAAGCCAUUUAUCUUCUGAGGCUGAGAUGGAACCAGACAAAGAUAAAGAUGAAGAUGAAGACAGUGGUAACAAAGAGAAAAGCAGUAAUGACCACAUUAAUGAUGUAGACACUGGGGAGGAACAAAAAGAGACAGAAAACAGCAGCCCCGACAAGACUCAGUCAGAUAACGAGACCACAGAAAGUAAAAAAAGUGGAAGUAGCAAUAGCAACAGUAACCAGGAGGAAGAUGGAAGUAAAAUAACAGAGGAAAUGAGCAAGGAGUCAGGAGAAGACAGCAAGGUGAAUGGAGAGGUAAGAGGAGAUGAUGAUCAGGUAGAAAGCAAAGCCGGAGAAGAAGGAGUCAGAUAGUUGCAAUGAUGCCACAGCCAAUGGAGAAACAGGGAAUGAUGCUGAUGAAGAGAGUCAAGACAAAAGCAGAAAAGAGGAUUAGGAAAUAAAGAAAAAUAUAUAAAAGUUACUACAUGAUACUGUGAAUAUAAAGCAAUACAGUAAAACAUAAAUGACAGUGGCAGGGCAGGGUCAGAGAAAACCAAACUUUAAUGUGAGAUGUUUUCUAUAAGGUCUUUUAGAAGUUGCAUGACAUAAAGCAAAUUAAUAAUGAUGUUUAGCAGAUAAAUGGCAGACAGGUAAGUGAUAUUAAGAACAGAAAUUGUUUUCUGAGCAGACUAAAGUUAUAAUCUCUAAUAAUAUAUACUUAUUUUUGCAUUGAAGCAUACUGCUAUCUUCUGAGCUGCUUAAUGUUUAAAUAAAAGCUGUCUGUGAACACUGUGGUGAAUGAAGCUGAGAAAUAAGACAUAGUUCCAAUUUGAAGUGAAUGCUUUAAUCAAGAUGAUGCCUGUGUAUGGCAUGUUUGUGCAUAUUCAUAUGAAGUGGUACAAAUUACCUUUUUGAGUAAGCAUAAUGAGUUAAAUUAAUCUUUAUCUGUUUGGAAGCUAAGCGAACACAGUGAACAUGGUUUACAGUCUUGUUUUAUUAUAAGAGUCUUCUUGAUGCA
Messenger RNA from Melanotaenia boesemani (Boeseman's rainbowfish), 3327 nucleotides. RefSeq names its product doublecortin domain-containing protein 2-like. The transcript has 14 exons. Lineage: Eukaryota; Metazoa; Chordata; Actinopteri; Atheriniformes; Melanotaeniidae. Gene Ontology annotation, biological process: neuron migration; dendrite morphogenesis; intracellular signal transduction. Gene Ontology annotation, cellular component: kinocilium; microtubule; axoneme. The record is from RefSeq and is a predicted model, not a curated record. Bases 249 to 2681 code for a protein of 810 amino acids.